Molecule: messenger RNA, 2345 nt
Organism: Bactrocera oleae (olive fruit fly)
Lineage: Eukaryota; Metazoa; Arthropoda; Insecta; Diptera; Tephritidae
Source: RefSeq, a predicted model, not a curated record
UUCGCUACAUUGUAGCACUCUAUGGGAAUGGAAUUAUUACUUUAAUUUACAUAUUAUAUAUAUUAAUUUGAACCUUUAUUAUGCUUUCAUUUUGCCGCUAAAGCUUUUUUGUGAACUUCUUAUAAAGAAGAAUAUGAACGAUUUAUCAAAUAUAAACGUCAUCACAUAAAACAAAACGUCACUUCAAAACGAAAGCUCCGAUAAAUUAAUUUUGAUAAUACGACUAAGUAAAAUAAAUUAAGACCUUAAUUUCGUCGGUGUUAGUCAAUUUUAGAAUAAAAAUAGUAUUAGUGAAUAAAUGUUAAUCCAGAAUUAAAUAGAAACGGUUGUAAAAUUAUUAUUUUCUCUUGAGACGCUUUGGAGAGUCAAAAAGAGAAAUAUCAACAGAGCCGCUGAAAGCAACAAAUAUACAAAAGUUUAAACAAGCCCAAAGCCGUUCUACCCGUUCGCAACUAUCAAUAAAAACACUUGCAAUUGCAUUACAGCUUAAACAUUAUACAAACACAUAUAUCAGCUGAGAGAUUACAAUGAUACCGUUAACGCACAAGGAUCGUAGCAAUUUCAGCUAUCGCAUUAAGGAAAAGUUGAACAGUUUGAAGCGUCUUAUAUUUUCGGAUCGCAAUUCAAGAAAUCUUUUUCUCUUUCUGUUACUUAAUUUAAGCUUUGCGUUCGUGGAACUAUUUUAUGGCAUAUGGACGAAUAGUUUAGGGCUUAUAUCGGACUCAUUUCAUAUGUUUUUUGACUGCACCGGUCUAUUGGCUGGAUUAGUUGCUUCGGUGAUUACUAAGUGGAAAGCAAAUGAUAAAUUCUCUUACGGUUAUGUGCGCGCUGAAGUAUUAGCAGGCUUCGUUAACAGUCUAUUUUUACUGUUUAUCGCUUUCUUCAUUCUAUCAGAGGGUGUGGAACGGUUAAUUGAGCCCCCAGAGGUAAAACAUGAACGACUGUUUGUGGUAUCGGUGCUAGGACUGCUAGUGAAUCUCGUGGGUAUAUAUGCGUUUCAACACGGUCAUGGCCAUUCCCAUGGAGGAGGCGGUGGACAUGGUCACUCACAUGGCGGUAGUGGUCAUGGCCAUUCUCAUGGUAUAAACAACCACAUUGAUUUAAAUAAUCACAAUCAACAGACAAUAACUAUGGAUGUUGGGCAUGGCCAUAGUCAUGACGGAGGACAUGGACAUUCGCACGCUAUUGCCGAUGACAUCUCUGGGAACAAUUCACAAAUUAUGCGUGGUGUUUUUCUACAUAUUUUAGCCGAUACUCUUGGCUCUGUAGGUGUUAUUGUUUCUGCAGUGCUAAUGCAAAUGUUCGGUUGGAUGAUUGCCGAUCCCAUUUGCUCUAUAUUCAUAGCAUUACUCAUCGCUAUGAGUGUGCUAGGUCUUAUAAAAGAAUCGAUACUUAUAUUAAUGCAACGACAACCGUCAGCUCUGGAUCGUGCGCUGCCGCAGUGCUAUCAAAAGGUGACUGGGUUAGCAGGUGUUUACGCUGUGCAAGAUCCUCACUUCUGGACAUUAUGUUCGGACGUCUAUGUGGGUGCAAUUAAAUUAGAGGUUUCUAAAAACGUGGAUCCCAAAUAUGUUGUGACGCAUACACGCAUGAUAUUUGAGUCUGUUGGUGUUAAACAGAUAUUUAUACAGUUAGAUUACGUAUGAUAAUGACCAACUAUAAAGGAAUGCGUCUAACCGAAUAAUUUAUAUCCUGCAUCAAUUAAAUUGGGAUCAAGCAUAUGAGAACAAAACUUGUUUAUAUUUAAAUAUUUAAAGUAAGCUCUAUGCAUUUCUUUUUAUAAACGAAAUUAUUAGUUUUACUACUAAUUUCUCGCAUGUACGAUAUAAAUAGAUUAUGUAGAUAAUUUUCGAAAAAAAGAUUUGUCUCUAAAAUCAUAUUUUCUACUAAUUAAUUUUUUUUAUAUGCGUUCGUAAAAUAUUUGUUAUUAUGUAGCGAUAUUUAUUUUAUUAGCGUUGUAUGAAUGUAGGAAUAACAAAAUUGAGUUAUUACGAAAAUAUUGAAAAUUCCUUUAUUAAGGAUCUUAUUUAAUGAUUAUUUUAGUGAAAUCAUUCCAAUUCAAGAAUUAGUCAAAAGUCGAUCAACAUUUUAACUACAACGAGUGAUCAAAUCCUUGAAUAACCCUUAAACACAGUUAAUGUUAAGCGCGUGUUUGUACUCGUACUUAACUGUCUUGAAACAAUAACGAAGUCAUCAUUUAAUUUUGAUGAAGCUUAGCAAAUAGAUAAUAACAAGUGUGUAUAUUAAACGAUAUAAUGUACGUAUUAUAAAUAUAUACAAGAUAAAAAUAAAAUUUGUACUAAAAAAUCAUCAAGAUACAAUAAACUGUAAAGCUAACAUACGAA